Messenger RNA from Capsicum annuum, 1197 nucleotides. Its product is annotated as (+)-neomenthol dehydrogenase. The record is from RefSeq and is a predicted model, not a curated record. Gene Ontology annotation, cellular component: membrane. Bases 109 to 1008 code for a protein of 299 amino acids. NCBI's taxonomy places the organism in Eukaryota, Viridiplantae, Streptophyta, Magnoliopsida, Solanales, Solanaceae. The transcript has 4 exons.
AUUCCACGCUGUGUGAUAUGUAUUCAAAAAUAAAGAAUCUUUUGCAUGCUCACACUCACACACACAUAUAUAAUAUACAAUUAAUCUCUCUCUUCUUUUCCCCAUUCAAUGGCAUCAAGACAUGAAUCAGAAUUCUCUUCUUCAUCUUCCUCCCUUCCUAAAACCAGAUGGUGGUCGAAAGAGACAGUGGCAAUAGUGACAGGUGCAAACAAGGGCAUAGGUUUUGCCAUAGUUAAAAGAAUGGCAGAGUUGGGAUUGACAGUGAUUCUAACAGCUAGAAAUAAUGCAAGAGGAAUGGAGGCAGUUGAGUCCUUAAACAAAUUAGGGCUGCAUGUCUAUUAUCACCAGCUUGAUGUUUCAGAUGCGUCCUCCAUUAAAGCUUUUAAUUCAUGGUUCGCCAACAAUUUCUCUGCGUUGGAUAUAUUGGUAAAUAAUGCAGCUGUAUCAUUCAACGAUAUCCACGAGAACUCGGUGGAACAUGCAGAGGCAGUAAUAUGCACAAAUUUUUAUGGUCCUAAACGACUAAUAGAGGAACUCUGGCCAACGUUUCGUUGCUCUUCCACUCUCACUCGAAUUCUUAAUAUAAGCUCCAGACUUGGACUUCUCGGUAAGCUGAGAAAUGAAGAGCUACGAAAUAUGCUAUUGGAUGAAGAAAAUUUGUCAGAAAAACAAAUUGAAGGAUUAGUGAAUUUAUUCAUAGAUAAUGUGAAAAAUGGAACAUGGAAAAGCAAAGGUUGGCCCAUAUUAUGGACAGAUUAUGCUGUAUCAAAGCUUGCGUUGAAUGCAUACUCCAAAGUAUUGGCUCGGAAUUAUAAGGGGAAGGGUAUAAGUGUCAAUUGUUAUUGCCCUGGAUUUACACAGACUUCUAUGACUGGUGGCAAGGGAAAGUAUACAGCACAAGUCGCAGCUGAUAUCGGAGUAAAACUAGCUUUGUUACCGCCAGAACAUCUUCCAACAGGAAAGUUCUAUCUAGGAUCAAAUCCGCCAAGCAUUUACUCCAAGAUUUAAGACCAUUAUUUAACAAUGAUUGGGGAUCUUUUUUGUAGAGUACAAAUAUUAAUUAUAAGCCUCAUGAGUUGGUAAAUUGUUGAAUGAAUUUAUACUCCCUCCAUUUCAUAUUAAUUGGUCCCUAUAUACUUGACACACCCAUUAAGAAAAAUAUUUAUUAGGAAUCUAUUUUACAGUAAAUUCCUUGAA